This is a messenger RNA of Gymnogyps californianus (California condor), 2378 nucleotides long. RefSeq names its product AGBL carboxypeptidase 3 (gene AGBL3). The transcript has 13 exons. NCBI's taxonomy places the organism in Eukaryota, Metazoa, Chordata, Aves, Accipitriformes, Cathartidae. Gene Ontology annotation, biological process: proteolysis. Bases 25 to 1989 code for a protein of 654 amino acids. Gene Ontology annotation, molecular function: zinc ion binding; metallocarboxypeptidase activity. The record is from RefSeq and is a predicted model, not a curated record.
UUGUACACUACAACAGGUUUGGAGAUGACUCCACCAUACCAAACUCCUGACAAAGGCACUGUGAUUUAUCUAGGAGAAGGAGUGAGAGGUCUCUGCCCCCUGAAGCAGAUCCUCCAUCAGCAAGGGGACAACACACUGAUCUUCGAAGCACGGUUUGAGAGUGGAAAUUUGCAGAAGGUGGUCAAAGUCAAUGAAUUUGAGUACCAGCUGACCCUGCGCACCGACCUUUACACAAGCAGACACACGCAGUGGUACUACUUCCAAGUAAGCAAUACACAGGCAGGGAUGCCAUAUCGGUUCACUAUUGUCAACUUUACCAAGCGUAACAGCCUAUAUAAACGUGGCUUGCGGCCACUGUUGUACUCAGAAGCCGAUGCUAAGAAAUACAAGGUUGGCUGGCGAAGGACUGGAAAGGAAAUCAAGUAUUACAAAAACAAUGUGGGCCAAGGUGGACGUCAAUAUUUCUCACUCACUUGGACAUUCCAGUUCCCUCAUGACCAAGACACCUGCUACUUUGCCCACUGCUAUCCUUACACCUACUCCAACCUGCAGGAAUACCUGGUGGCCAUCUCUAAAGAUCCAGUGAAGUCCAAAUUCUGCAAGAUUCACAUCUUGUGCCAUUCACUGGCGGGAAACACAGUGUAUGUUUUAACUAUCACCAACCCCGCCAAAAGUGGCAAGGGCUCCGAGAGGAAGGCUGUGAUACUAACUGCGAGGGUGCAUCCUGGAGAAACUAACAGUUCCUGGAUAAUGAAGGGCUUUCUGGAUUACAUUCUUGGUGAUUCAGGCAAAGCUCAAUUCCUGCGGGACAAGUUUGUCUUCAAAGUGGUACCCAUGUUGAAUCCAGAUGGUGUGAUUGUGGGAAAUCACCGCUGCUCUUUAACUGGUCAGGACUUGAACCGGAAAUACAGAUCUAACUUGAAGAAAUUUUAUCCUUCCAUCUGGUAUACCCGAAACAUGAUCAAAAGAGUGAUGGAGGAACAUGGUGUUUUUCUGUAUUGUGACAUCCAUGGUCACAACAGGAAACAAAAUGUCUUCAUGUAUGGUUGUUGGAGAAAGCAGCAAGCAAAAGCUCCAUGCCUGCAUCCACGUGUCUUCCCACUCUUGCUGAGCAAGAGCUGCCCAGAUAAGUUCUCAUUCCCAGACUGCCAUUUCAGAGUACGAAAGAGCAAAGAAGGCACAGGUCGAGUGGUAAUGUGGAAGAUGGGCAUCAACAACAGCUACACUUUGGAAGCGUCUAUCUGUGGCUCUAACUUGGGCUGCAGACGAAGCACCCAUUUCGAUAUGAAAGACUUGGAGUCAAUAGGACAGCAUUUCUGUGAUGCUCUCUUCAACUACUGUGUUCAUAACAAGGAGGAACAUGAGAAAGUAGUGAGACGGCAAGCCAGUGUGAACUCCGAGGUCCUGAAUUCUGAUGUGUUAGACUGGGAUUCCAGCAGCCAAACUUCUGACAGCCCAGACUCCUGUGAUCUUGUUGCACACCAGCUAAAACUAGGUACCAAGAAAAAAACAAAAACAUCAGGAGAACAUUUUCACAGCAUUGCUAAGGACAGAAGUCAUGAAAGCAAAAAUACUCAAGGCAUUGAAACGCAACAUAAGAUAUUUCAGGUACUUGACCAAGUGAAAAAAGUAAAAUUGCCAAUUACAGCCUCUGCCAAACAAGUAGGAGAGGAUUUCAGCUCUGAGUCUCUCACCCAUGAUACUAAAGGCAAUCAUGAAAAGCCAUCUGUGCCACAGGAGGCAGGAAGAAGUGUGUGCCAUGAUACGAUCCUAUCCACAAAUUUCCAUUCAUCAAGCUUUAAUCUGGUCUCCCAGAAGAUGAAGAAACACAAUAGCAAAAGUGUCUCCAAGGCUGCAGAGAAGACAUUUCAAUAUUUAAAAGGUCAUGAUCGCAGUGCAAAGAGCAAUUCAGAAAAGGAAGAAAGGAAAAUGAAGGAGAGGCUCCCCUCAAAAAGCACAAGGCCCAAGAAAACCAGGACGGCAAGCUAAGAUGUAAAUUUUGGGAAGAGUAAAUCCUGCCAGGCACAAGACAAGCUGCAGUUCUCUCUGCCAUUACUGCCUGAAGCAAAGAACAGACAACAUGCUGCAAAAUAUCGGGGUAUAUUUUGGAGCCCCAGUUCUUCUGCCAAUGAAGGCACAUGAAAGUAUAAUGUAUCUGAUUUGCUUAAACCAUUCCCAAGACCUUGGUUAUGGAUUAUGACUCUAUCAGCAAGGGAGUAGAUACUUGCAGAAAUCAAAAUUAUUCUUGCUCUUUUUUUUCAGAAAAAUAGUUCAUACACAUCGGCUAAUGUACGCAUGAAGUUUCUCUCACCACAUGAAGAACCAUCCCAAAUUCUAAACCAGUUUAGUAGGGAGUCUCUCCUGAAUAUAAAGUAUCA